AUGCGUUCCGUAUUCUUCCUCGCCCUCAGUGCUGUUGCCACUCUCGCCGCUGCGCGUGAGAAUGCCUUCAACAUCCCCAAGGAUGGAUAUGAAUUCACUGCUGGCGAGUCGACUACCCUGAAGUGGGCUCCCUCCACUGAGGGAACUGUAACUCUCAGGCUCCAGCGCGGUGAUGUAUUCGACUCCUCCACUGGCACUGUUAUUGCCUCGAACAUUGCCAACUCGGGAAGCUACACAUGGAGUGUCCCGAAGGACAUCGCUGAGCAUGGAGAUUACACUGUCGAGAUUGUCAGCGACUCAGACCCGGACUCUUCUAACUAUCUCCCUCAAUUCUCUGUCCAAGGUGCUGCGGCUGCUACUACUGCGUCUGAGUCUGAGUCUGCUACACCAACUCCGGAGACUACCACCACAGAGACCUCCAGCUCCAGCACUAGCACCGACACCACCACCUCCACGUCUACGACCACCGAGUCUUCUUCCAGCGCGUCCCCGACUCCGACAAGCACUUCUUCUGAAUCCCCUAGCGAGACUCCCGCCAGCACCACCUCUACUGAGUCUUCAUCUUCCAGCACCGAGAGCCCCAGCAGCAGCCCCUCUUCCUCUAUUCCCUCGGUUGACGAUGGUGACAACGCCGGCAUGGCUAACCGCGUGUCUGGUGGCCUGUUGGCGCUUGCCCUGGGCGUUGCUGCUCUCGUUUAA
Messenger RNA from Aspergillus versicolor CBS 583.65, 699 nucleotides. Its product is annotated as GPI anchored serine-threonine rich family protein. Lineage: Eukaryota; Fungi; Ascomycota; Eurotiomycetes; Eurotiales; Aspergillaceae. The transcript is spliced from 2 exons. The coding region runs from base 1 to 699 and encodes 232 amino acids. The record is from RefSeq and is a predicted model, not a curated record.